UAACAGCUCCACCACUUGUCAUCAUGGCCAGCCCCACGGAUAAUAACGAGGGCUUUUUCUCAGAUGUCAGAAAGGUGGGUUACUUGCGCAAACCCAAGAGCAUGCAUAAACGAUUUUUUGUGCUGAGGGCAGCCAGUGAGUCUGGACCCGCCCGGCUGGAGUAUUACGAGAAUGAGAAGAAAUGGAGACACAAGUCGGGGGCCCCCAAGCGCUCCAUCCCACUAGAAAGCUGCUUCAACAUCAACAAACGGGCUGACUCCAAGAACAAGCACCUGGUGGCCCUCUACACUAAGGACGAGCACUUUGCCAUUGCAGCUGACAGUGAACCUGAGCAGGAGAGCUGGUACCAAGCGCUGCUGCAGUUGCACAACAGGGCCAAGGGCCACCACCACCUCCAUCACCACCACCACCACCACCACAGUGAUGUCACUUUUGGAGGCAGCAGCACAGGACUGGGGGAAGCAGGUGAGGACAGCUAUGGUGAGGUAGCCCCUGGUCCAGCUUUUAAGGAAGUUUGGCAAGUAAUUCUGAAGCCUAAGGGCCUAGGCCAGACAAAGAACCUGAUUGGCAUCUACCGCCUGUGCCUGACUAACAAGACCAUCAGCUUUGUAAAGCUGAAUUCAGAUGCGGCUGCUGUGGUGCUGCAGCUGCUCAAUAUCCGCCGCUGUGGUCACUCUGAGAACUUCUUCUUCAUUGAGGUGGGACGCUCAGCUGUCACUGGACCCGGUGAGUUCUGGAUGCAAGUGGAUGACUCAGUGGUGGCACAGAACAUGCAUGAAACUAUCCUGGAGGCCAUGCGAGCCAUGAGUGAGGAAUUCCGGCCCCGCAGCAAGAGCCAGUCCUCCUCAAACUGUUCCAACCCGAUCUCUGUGCCCCUUCGCAGGCACCACGUCAACAACCCUCCACCAAGCCAAGUGGGGCUCAGCCGGCGGUCCAGGACUGAGAGUGUUACAGCCACCUCUCCUGCUGGUGGUGGAGGUACAGGUGGCAAACCCAGCUCUUUCCGGGUUCGAGCAUCGAGUGAUGGGGAAGGCACAAUGUCAAGACCUGCCUCUGUGGAUGGUAGCCCAGUUAGUCCCAGUGCUAACCGGACUCAUUCACACAGACACCGUGGCAACUCCAGGCUCCAUCCUCCACUCAACCACAGCCGCUCCAUCCCAAUGCCUUCCUCACGCUGCUCUCCUUCAGCCACCAGUCCAGUCAGCCUGUCAUCAAGCAGCACUAGUGGCCACGGCUCCACUUCAGACUGCUUGUUUCCACGAAGGUCUAGUGCAUCGGUUUCUGGCUCCCCUAGCGAUGGUGGAUUUAUUUCUUCUGAUGAGUAUGGUUCAAGCCCGUGUGACUUUCGCAGCUCUUUUCGCAGCGUAACCCCUGAUUCAUUGGGACACACCCCCCCCGCCCGGGGUGAUGAAGACCUCAACUACAUCUGCAUGGGAGGGAAGGCCACCUCUUCCUGCUGCAGCCUGGCAGCUCCCAAUGGCCAUUUCAUCCCACGCACCUGCCAUCCUCAGCAGCAGCCCCGUUAUCCUAGUACACCCUGCUGUCCUCGAGGUGGUAGUGAGGAUGUUGCUGACUUGGAGAAGGCAUUCAGAAAGCGGACUCACUCUGCAGGCACUUCGCCCACCAUCUCCCACCAGAAGACACCCUCACAGUCUUCGGUGGCUUCUAUUGAGGAGUACACGGAGAUGCUGCCUUCUUACCCCUGUGGCAGCAGCAGGCUGCCCUCCUACCGCCACUCAGCCUUUGUGCCCACUCACUCCUACCCAGAGGAGUGCCUGGAGAUGCACCACAUGGACAGUGGCCAUCAUCGGACCAACUCCGCCCCGCACACGGAUGAUGGCUACAUGCCCAUGUCACCUGGUGUCGCCCCUGUGCCCAGCGGUGGGGGGCCCCCUAAGGGUGGUGACUAUAUGCCCAUGAGUCCUAAGAGUGUGUCAGCCCCACAGCAGAUCAUCAACCCUGGCAGGGGUGGCCGCCACCCUCCAGCCACAGUGGACUCUAAUGGCUACAUGAUGAUGUCCCCCAGUGGCAGCUACUCCCCCGACAGCAGCUCUGCGGGCUACGGCAAGAUCUGGACAAAUGGUGCCGGCCACCACCCGAAACUCUCGGUGGAGAGCAACGAAGGGAAGCUCCCCUGCGGCGGCAGCGACUAUAUCAACAUGUCCCCAGCCAGCGGCUCCACCACCAGCACGCCGCCCGACUGCUACUUCGGGGCUGCGGGACAGCCGGGGGGCGAGGAGGCGGCCACCGUAGCGCACCACAAACCCAUCUACUCCUACUUCUCGCUGCCACGCUCCUUCAAGCACGUGCACCGGCGGGGCGGCAGCAGGCCGGCGGGGGCAGCCGAGGAGGGCAGCCCUCAGCCCCGCAUCGCGCUCGGCUCCAGCCGCCUCCUGUACGCGGCCGAGGACUCGUCCUCCUCCACCAGCAGCGACAGCCUGGGCGGCGGCGGCGGCCCCGAGGGCGGCCCCCCGCCUCAGGCGCAGCCCCCGCGCAAGGUGGACACGGCCGUGCAGACCAAGGGCCGCCUGGCGCGCCCCACGCGGCUGUCGCUGGGUGGCCCCAAGGCCAGCACCCUGCCGCGAGCCCGGGAGCAGCCCCCGGUGCUGCUGCCCCCGGAGCCCAAGAGCCCCGGCGAGUACGUGAAUAUCGAGUUCAUCGCCGGCGACAAGCCGCCCUUCCCCGCGGCUGCCCUGAGUAUGGCCCUGCCGCCGCCGGGCAGCGAGGCCGCCGAGGAGUACAUGAACAUGGAGCCGGGCCCGCCGCGGGCCCCCUGCCCGCCC
Messenger RNA from Ficedula albicollis (Collared flycatcher), 2783 nucleotides. It is a transcript of the gene IRS1, whose product is annotated as insulin receptor substrate 1. Gene Ontology annotation, molecular function: phosphatidylinositol 3-kinase binding; insulin receptor binding. Gene Ontology annotation, biological process: insulin receptor signaling pathway. Gene Ontology annotation, cellular component: cytosol; plasma membrane. Lineage: Eukaryota; Metazoa; Chordata; Aves; Passeriformes; Muscicapidae. The record is from RefSeq and is a predicted model, not a curated record. The annotation marks the transcript as partial. The transcript has a single exon.